ACACACAUGAGAAUACAUACUGGAGUGAAACCUUUUACUUGCUCUGUUUGUAAGAAGAGUUUCUGUAGAAAGGGUGACAUGACCACACACAUGAGAACACACACUGGAGAGAAACCUUUUACUUGCUCUGUUUGUAAGAAGAGUUUCUCUAGAAAGGGUGACAUGACCACACACAUGAGAACACACACUGGAGAGAAACGUUUUACUUGCUCGGUUUGUAAGAAGAGUUUCUCUAGAAAGGGUGACAUGACCACACACAUGAGAACACACACUGGAGGGAAACCUUUUACUUGCUCUGUUUGUAAGAAGAGUUUCUCCAGAAAGAAACAAGUGACCACACACAUGAGAACACACACUGGAGAGAAACCUUUUGCUUGCUCUGUUUGUAAGAAGAGUUUCUCCAGAAAGGAACAAGUGACCACACACAUGAGAACACACACUGGAGAGAAACCUUUUGCUUGCUCAGUUUGUGUUAAAAGAUUCAGCACUAAAAUUGACAUGACCACACACAUGAGAACACACACAGAUGAGAAACCUUUUACUUGCUCUGUUUGUAAGAAGAGUUUCUCCGGUAAGCGAAAUAUGACCAGACACAUGAGAACACACACUGGAGAGAAACAUUUUGCUUGCUCAGCUUGUGCUAAAAGAUUCUACUCUAAGAAUGACAUGAUAUUACACAUGAGAACACAUACUGGAGAGAAACCUUUUACUUGCUCUGUUUGUAAGAAGAGUUUCUCCGGUAAGCGAAAUAUGACCACACACAUGAGAACACACACUGGAGAGAAACCUUUUGCUUGCUCAGCUUGUGCUAAAAGAUUCUACUCUAAGAAUGACAUGAUAUUACACAUGAGAACACAUACUGGAGAGAAACCUUUUAUUUGCUCUGUUUGUAAGAAGAGUUUCUCCAGCAAGCAUCACAUGACCACACACAUGAGAACACACACUGGAGAGAAGCCGUUUAGUUGCUCUGCGUGUGUUAAAAGGUUCAGGUAUAAUUAUCAGGUGAGUAAACACAAGUGUGUAACAGUCAUGGAAGCUGCAGGGAUGUAAAAACACUUAAACAGUGAUUGUGCUAAAUGUAGUUUAAAAACACAGCAUGUUUAAUAUGAAUGUAUAUUUGAUGUUGUAUGUAGUGCUUCUCAUCUUCUAGUCUUAUAUGUUGUCCUGUACUUACUUUUUAAGUUGUGUGCAUGUAUUGAAUAUUAUAUAUGUAGCGACUGUUAAGUUCCACUCUUCUACUCCAAAAAGGACAACAAACGAUUUCCAACUGAUCAACUUUUUAUUUUCCAACUUGAAGCAUUGUUGGUUUAAUUUCAGUUGAUCUUCAAAAUCAUCAGUAGGUUGUAAACCUUUAAACCACAAAA
Nerophis lumbriciformis (worm pipefish) is the source of this 1364-nucleotide messenger RNA. The record is from RefSeq and is a predicted model, not a curated record. NCBI's taxonomy places the organism in Eukaryota, Metazoa, Chordata, Actinopteri, Syngnathiformes, Syngnathidae.